AUAAAUUUCAAAACAUAAACUGUAAGGAAAGUAAGAUCUGCACUUGUCUAUUUCUUCCUGUCUGAAUGAUAACGCGUUUCCUGUCGGCAUUUAAAAUUUUACAUUGGAAAUAAGAUAAAAAUACUUUAAAUUCGGAUCUGGUAAUAUAAACAUAAUUUAUACAUACUAUUCUGCUUGUGAAUGUAUAAUACCUAACAGUUCUUGAUUAUAAAUGAGAGAGAUCUGCUAGUUUUAAAGUGAGUGUUCCUAGAUAGUUUAAAAUGGCAAGAAUACAAUGGAAAUCUUGUCGUACACUAGGAUUAUUUGUUGGUUUAUUUAUUUUGUAUUUAUGUAUUCGUGUCCAGAAUUAUGAGCAUAAGGCGUUUAUUUUUCUUCCAACCACUCAUCCAAACGAAGUAUGGGAAUUUGUAGCUGACUUUAGUAACAUGAAGUAUUUAAAUCCUACAAUUAUAGAUUUUGACAUUGUCGAAGAAAAGGGCAACUAUGGUCAUUGGAAGUAUUCUACAAAAUAUUCAGAAAAAUUAUCUCACUGGCCGUAUUUACCUAAUCAUGCUAUCGCUCAUUUUGAUAUUCAAGGAGAUUCCAAAACACAUGUUUAUUAUAUAAAUUCUACACACAGAACUUGCUUAUUUAUGGGUAUCUACUGUCUAAAUGCCAGCAGUGAAUUUAAAUUCACAAAUAGCAAUUCGUCCAAUGGGGCUGUGUGUGAGGAAUUUGUUCAGUACCAGUGCCCUUCACUUCUGUCAGAAUUUUGCAAAAGAGAAGUCGUUUUUCAAAGGAAAUCGAUUAUGAAUAAUUUGAGGAAGAAAUUUGCAGAACGGAAACACUAAAACUGUAAUAAAUGUAGUAAACUUACCAAAGAAUAUAUUUAACAUGACUGGCAUUGAUCCUGGGAUAUGCUUAAGUAUAAAGUUAAAAGGCAGUGAAAGAUAAAUAACAUUAUUUUCACUAUCAAUAUUAACUGAUUAAUUAACAUGUAUAUAGUUUAUUAAAAUUUAAUAAACACUUUUUCACACUUCAAAG
Molecule: messenger RNA, 1023 nt
Organism: Anoplophora glabripennis (Asian longhorned beetle)
Lineage: Eukaryota; Metazoa; Arthropoda; Insecta; Coleoptera; Cerambycidae
Exons: 3
Coding region: 261-830 (189 amino acids)
Source: RefSeq, a predicted model, not a curated record